Molecule: messenger RNA, 3035 nt
Organism: Chlorocebus sabaeus (green monkey)
Lineage: Eukaryota; Metazoa; Chordata; Mammalia; Primates; Cercopithecidae
Source: RefSeq, a predicted model, not a curated record
GCACGUGCCUGUAGUCCCAGCUACUUCAGAGGCUGAGGUAGAAGGAUUGCUUGAGUCCAGGAGUUGGGUGCUGCAGUGACCCCUGAUUGUACCACUCCACUCCAGCCUGGGUGACAGAGCAAGACCCUAUAUCAAAGAAAAGAAAAGAAAAAAGAAAAAACGUAGUUGCUGCACCAUUUUGCAAUCCCAGUGUACAAGAGUUGAGUAAUGUGCAAGAGUUUCGGUUUCUCCACAUCCUUGCCAUCACAGGUCAUUGUCUGCCUUUGAUUUUAACUGUCCUCAUAAAAGUGAAGUGCUAUCUCAUUAUGGUUUUGGUGUGCAUUUCACUAACGACUAAUCACUAAUGAUGUUGAGCAUCUUUUUUCUUUUUCUUUUUUUUUCUUUCUUGCUUCAGUUUCAGACCCUAAUGUUGAGCAUCUUUUCAUGGGCUUAUUUACUAUACACAUACCAACACAGAUACAUACAUACAUAUAUCUAUAUCUAUCUAUAGAUAGAUCGAUUGAUCUUUGGAGGGAUGUCUCUUUAAAUCCUUUGCCCAUCUUUAAAUUGUGUUGUCUUUUUAUUGUUGUUUUUUUCUCCCCUCCUCCAUUGUUGAAUUUUAAGAGUUAUUUAUAUAUUCUAGAUACAAGCCUCUUAUCACAUACAUGAUUUGCGAAUAUUGUCUCCCAUUCUGUGGAUUUUCUUUUCACAUUCUUGGCAGUGUCCUAUGGAGCACAGAAGUUUUCAUUUUGAUGAAUUCCUAUUUAUUUUUUAUUUUGUCACUUCCACUUUUUCUGUCAUAUUUCACAAACCACUGCCUAAUCCAAGGUCACAAAAAACUUUUUUUCUAUUUUCUUCUAACUAUUUGAUAGCUUUAUUUCUUACUUUUAGCUCUCUGGUCCAUUUUAGUUCAUUUUCUUAUAUGAUGUGAAAUGGGUGGGGAGUCCAGUGUCAUACUUUUGCAUAUGGAUGUCUAGUGGUCUCAGUACCAGUUGUUGAAAAGACUUUUCUUUCCCCUGUUGAACUGUUCUGGCACCAGUUGGAUAUGUUUAAUAAGAUUUUUGUUACUAUCACAAAGCAUAUUUCUGAAUCAAGCAUGUAAUCAUUAUAUCUCAUUUUCUACAAACUCAACAGUGAACAUGAGAUGAUAUUAAGGAGCUGCCUUGAUUCUCUUGCAAGUUCGCUAAUGAUGCAUACUUUAGUUUGAAGAUGAAUGUGCUGUUACAGGAAUCAGUGACAUUCCAGGAUGUGGCUGUGGAUUUCACCGCAGAGGAGUGGCAGCUGCUUGAUUGUACUGAGAGAACCUUGUAUUGGGAUGUGAUGUUGGAGAACUAUAGAAACCUCAUCUCAGUAGGAUGUCCAAUUAACAAAACAAAAGUGAUCCUCAAGGUAGAGCAAGGACAAGAGCCAUGGCUGGUGGAGGGAGCGAACCCACAUCAGAGCUCUCCAGAAUCUGACUGCCCACUUGUUGAUGAACCAAGGAAGCAUCGGGAAAGCAAAGACAAUUUUUUGAAGUCAGUUUUGCUCACGUUCAAUAAAAUUCUGACUAUGGAGAGAAUCCACCAUUAUAAUAUGAGCACAGGUCUUAAUCCAAAGAGAAAAAAAUCAUAUAAAUCAUUUGAGAAGCGUUUGCCACCUCAUUUAGACUUACUGAAUUACAAUAGAAGUUAUACUGGAGAAAACGCUUAUGGAUGCAGUGAAUGCGGCAAAGCCUUCAAAAAGAAGUUUCAUUUCAUUAGACAUGAAAAAAAUCAUACAAGGAAAAAACCUUUUGAAUGCAGUGACUGUGGAAAAGCCUAUAGCAGGAAGGCACACCUUGUAACUCAUCAGAAAAUUCAUAAUGGAGAGAGACCCUUUGUCUGCAAUGAUUGUGGGAAGGCGUUUAUGCAUAAAGCCCAACUCGUAGUCCACCAGAGACUUCACACUGGAGAGAAGCCUUAUGAGUGCAGUCAAUGUGGGAAAGCAUUCACUUGGAACUCCUCAUUUAAUCAACACGUGAAAUCUCAUACACUUGAGAAGUCGUUUGAAUGUAAGGAAUGUGGGAAAACCUUCAGGUAUAGUUCAUCCCUUUAUAAACAUUCCAGAUUUCAUACAGGAGAGAAACCCUACCAAUGUAUCAUAUGUGGCAAAGCUUUUGGCAACACAUCUGUGCUUGUUACACACCAAAGAAUUCAUACAGGAGAGAAGCCUUAUGGAUGUAUCGAAUGUGGCAAAGCCUUCAUCAAGAAGUCUCAUCUCCUCAGACAUCAGAUAACUCAUACAGGAGAGAAACCCUAUGAAUGUAACAGAUGUGGGAAAGCAUUUUCCCAGAAAUCAAAUCUUAUUGUACAUCAGAAAAUUCAUACAUAAUAUUCACUUUAUGAAUAUGAGGCCUUAUUAAAUAUUUGCUAAAUCUUAUUAAAUACUAAAGAAUUCAUGGUGAGAAGUCUACAGUUUAAAUGAAUUUGGAAGAGUAGAUUCCCAUAAAAAUCAAUCAAUGCCAAUCAUGUUCUGGAAGUGAUAAUAAACUUUUUACAGAAAAUAUGACAGAAAACAACUAUAAAUAAUAGAGCAUAAAGCUUGGAAAGUAAGCAUAACUUAAAUAAUCAGAGAACCAGUGGAAACUACAUUUGCCAUUCCUGACUUUUAAUUUGUAUAAUAAAAUAAAUAUGCAAGUGUGAGUAUAAAAUAUAUGCUUAUACAUUAUAUUAAAUUAUGCCUAUUAAGAGUUUCUGCAGUAAAUAACAUUUUUUCUUCCAGUCUUAACAUGCAUAAUUAAUCAAGUGAGAAAAUGUGGUUUAAUAUGUCAGGUGAAUUUCAGUGAUAUUUUCAUCCAUUUGCUGGCACUUUUAAUGGGCAUGACAGUGUUACUGAAUCUGAGUCUCCUUUAAUUAUACAACUGAAGACUUCUUAUUAAAAUUCAUAUAAAGAUGUUUUCCUAUGUAUGUAAAUACCAGAACAAAAAAUUUAACAAGACACUAAUUGAGGAGAGAAAGGUACUUGUAUUCUGUAUUACAAUAAGUAUUCAGUUGAGGAAAAUAAUUAAAUAUGCAAAUAAAUAAUUUGCACUUCAAAUA